Molecule: messenger RNA, 2211 nt
Organism: Emiliania huxleyi CCMP1516
Lineage: Eukaryota; Haptophyta; Isochrysidales; Noelaerhabdaceae
Exons: 8
Coding region: 1-2211 (736 amino acids)
Biological process (GO): protein phosphorylation
Molecular function (GO): protein binding; ATP binding; protein serine/threonine kinase activity
Source: RefSeq, a predicted model, not a curated record
AUGUCCCACGACUCGCCACAGACCGUCGCCGCGCCGCUGCACGAGGCGUCGUCGCGCCGGUCAUCCAAGCUCGUCUCCACACUGCCGAAAAGCACUCUUCUUCCAUCGCCGGCGCUCGAGGCGCUCCUCGGCGACCGCGAGGACGACGACACGCCUCUCACGCCGCAGCAACUCGUGCAGCUGCUCGUCGACGCGGGGCACUUGACGCGCCAAAACGUCGCCAAGGAGCGCUGGCGCACGCUGCUCCAGCCCGCGCUGCGGAUGGCGCUGCCGGCCGACGACCCUUGGCACAGCAUGGACGUGCACUCCCUCGCCACCGAGCUCGCCAAGCGCUGGGACUACAACUCGAGUACGCGGAAGUGGGAGCUGUCCGAGGUGAUGGUCAAGUUGGAGAGGGAGCCCUUCGCCGAGGGCGCCAUGCGGGAGUGCUACCGCAUGAAGAAGAUGUCGCAGGUGUCGCCGUCCUUCUUCUACCGCAUGGACUGGGCCGCGUGCAACAACUACGUCGCCAAGCGGUACAAGAAGCGCGAGACGGGCCGCGGGACCUACUUCUCCGACAUCGAGAUGCAGAUGCUCUCCAAGCGCCUCUCGCGCCACUACAACGCCCUCGCGCCUCCAAAGGCGGUCGACUUCCUGCACGCGUUUGUGAUCGAGGUGGAGCGCGGCGGCGAGCAGAUGCUCUUCUGUGUCGAGCGCGCCAUCGAGCGCGGCUCCUACGUGAAGCACAACAACAACGCCGGCUCGCUCGACUUCGACGGCUUGCACCGCGCCACGCCCAACGCCUUCUCGCGCUUCACCUUCCACGCCUCGCGCGGCGAGCUGAUGGUGGUGGACAUCCAGGGCGUGGACGACGUGCACUCGCUCAAGGGGGACGACUUCGGCGACGGCAACCUCGGCCUCACCGGCCUCGCCCUCUUCUUCUCCACCUCGCUCUACGACGGCCUCUGCAGCCAGCUCGGCCUGCCCGACUUCGCACUCGCCGCCGCCGAGCGGGCCCGCGUGGGCCGGCUCUCGGGGUCGAUCCGGUGCGACGCGACCAAGCUGUCGAGCCACGCCUCCUCCUCCGCCGGCGCCUCCCGCGAGAGCUGCUGCGGCGAGGAGCCGGCGGUCACCGCGGCGCAGCUGAACGCCGCCGCCGCGGCGGGCGACGUCGAGCGGCUGCGCGAGCUGGUGGGAGAGGGCAAGGACGCGGGCGCCGUGAACGCCGACGCGAGGUCAGCGCUGCAUUUGGCCGCCAGCGAGGGCAAGCUGGACGCGGUCCGCUUCCUGGUCGAGGAGGCGCGCGCCCCGCUGGUGGGGCGGGACCGGUGGGGCCGCACGCCGCUCGAGGAGGCCGAGGCGCAGGGGCACGCAGAGGCGACGCUGCACCGCACUCUCGAGCGGCGCCGCAGCGGCCUGGCCGAGAGCAUCGGCCUCGCCGACCUCCCGCUUGAGCUCCUCGCGGCCGGCGAGGCGCCGCCCUCUUCUCCCUCCUACUCCCUCCCUCCCCCGCGCGCUUCGGCAGCCCCCUCCGUGCUGCUGCAGCCUGCAUCGAAGGCAGCCACUCCUCUGUGGCCACGGCAGAGCUCCACGCUGCUCGUCGGCGCGUCGGAGCAGCGCGAGGCUUCGGCGCCGCCGGCCAGCCUUGGGAGGGUGCACGCGCGGCUUGCCGAGCUGCUCCUCGCCGGCGGCACGCCGACGCAGACCGAGGGCGAGGCGGACGUGUUUUCCGCCGCCUACCACCUCGUCUGCGCCGCGGCGGCAGGCGCGCCGCACGCCGCCCGCGAGCCGCGUGCCCUCCGCGACUUGCGCUCGAUGCUGCGCGGGCUGACGGGCGACGAGGUCCUUCCCGGGGUGCAGCUCGCACCGCUUUGCACCGAGGAGGAGCAGUCGGCCGCGGCCGCGGCGUGCGCCGCCCUCGGGCCGCUCCUCGCCUCGGCGGGCGACGCUGCGGCUCUGCUCGACUUCGCGGAGGCGGAGCGGGCGAAGGGGGAGCUGGCCGGCGCGGAGGAGUGGCUCAGGGGCGCAGUGGAGGCGGUGCGGGCGGGGGGCGCGUUUGGCGACGCCGUGCUUCACUCGUGCCUCAAGCGCCUCUCCGAGGUGCAGCUGGAGCGGGGCGAGGCGGCCGAGGCAGCGGCGACUCUAGCGGCCGCCGCCGAGGCGGCACGCGACGCCGGCGCCUUCAAGCUGGGGAUGAAGUGGGACAUGGAGGCGACGGCGAUGGAGGAGUGA